This is a messenger RNA of Exophiala oligosperma, 1829 nucleotides long. RefSeq lists its product as uncharacterized. The transcript has a single exon. Lineage: Eukaryota; Fungi; Ascomycota; Eurotiomycetes; Chaetothyriales; Herpotrichiellaceae. Gene Ontology annotation, molecular function: protein binding. Bases 55 to 1734 code for a protein of 559 amino acids. Gene Ontology annotation, biological process: maturation of SSU-rRNA from tricistronic rRNA transcript (SSU-rRNA, 5.8S rRNA, LSU-rRNA). The record is from RefSeq and is a predicted model, not a curated record. Gene Ontology annotation, cellular component: nucleolus; small-subunit processome; 90S preribosome.
AUUUUGUUCACAUACCACUUUGCAAUCCCGUUCUACAGGACUGCAAGAAGCAUCAUGGAGAGUCUUGUAGAAAACGGUGCUGGGCAACUCACCAUCCACAAUAUCCAGCCACCCACAAAGACCAGUCGAGCACCGACAGGCACGUUGACUGCGGAGGACAAGGCGAACCAGAAACGUCUCGCAGAGGCACGCAAGAAAUAUGGACGAGGUCGACCGGUCCGUCUGAACGAGGUCAAGGACAAGAAACUCCGUGCCGAUCUCAAAAGGAUCGAGAACAAGUACCGAAGCGCAGUGCUGAACGCAAAAGAUGCAGAAAUUCUCUACGAGAACCAAGAAGGUUUCUUGCAGCCCGAGGCAGAGCUCGAGAGAACGUACAAAGUCAGACAGGAGGACAUACUCGACGCCGUUGGGAUCCAACAGGCCAAGAAGUCCAUCGAAUUCAAACUCGACCUCGGACCGUACGUGGCCGACUACACACGAAACGGGCGCAGCCUCCUUCUCGCCGGACGAAAAGGGCAUGUGGCCACGUGCGAAUGGCGAGCAGGGAAGCCAGGAUGCGAACUACAUCUCAACGAGACCAUAAGAGACGCCAAGUGGUUGCACAAUGAUCAAUACUUUGCCGUGGCGCAGAAAAAGCACACGUACAUCUACGACCACGCCGGGGUCGAGAUCCACUGUCUCAAGACAUACGUCGAGACCACACACCUCGAAUUCCUCCCCUACCACUUCCUCCUGGCUGGCAUCGAGAACAGCGGCUUCCUCCGCUACACGGAUACCUCGACCGGGCAGAUCGUAGCGGAGCACCCGACACGCAAGGGUGCACCCACCUCACUGGCCCAGAACCCCUACAACGCCAUCCUCCACGUCGGACACCAAAAUGGCACUGUGUCGCUGUGGUCCCCCAACUCGACGACGCCGCUGGUCAAGAUGCAGUCGAACGCCGGGCCCGUGCGAUCCAUCGCCGUCGACCGGUCCGGCCACUACAUGCUUUGCGGCGGCCAGGACCUCCGCCUGAAACUGUGGGACCUCCGGGCGCUGAAGGAAGUGCACUCGUACACGACCAGGCAACCCGCCACGACCAUCGACAUCUCCGACCGAGGUCUGGCGGCCAUCGGCAGCGGCACGGGCGUGACGGUCUGGAAGGACCUGUUCACCGCCUCCUCGACGACGCCGGACCAACCGUCCAAGGUCCAAUCCCCUUACCUCAACUGGGGCCACGACGGGCGGCGCGUCGAGCGCGUCCGCUUCUGCCCGUUCGACGACGUCCUCGGCGUCUCGCACGCCGACGGCUUCAGCAGCGCCGUCGUCCCGGGCGCCGGCGAGGCCAACUACGACGCCCUCGAGGUCAACCCUUACGAGACGCGGAAGCAGCGGCAAGAGACCGAGGUCAAGUCCCUCCUCACCAAACUCCAACCCGAGACCAUCGCGCUGGACCCCGACUUCAUCGGGACGCUGGACCGGCGAGGCGCCGAGCAGAGGAGGCGCGAAAAGGACCUGGACGCGCCGCCCGAGGACCCGCUGGCGAGGCUCAAGGAGCGCAACCGCGGCCGCGGCAGGAACAGCGCCCUGAGGAGGCACCUGAGGAAGAAGGGCGGCAAGAACGUCGUGGACGAGAAGAGGAUGCGCCUGGAGGAGAUGAAGAAGGAGCGCGCCGAGAAGGCGAAGAACAAAUUGAUCGAGGACAAGGUUGAACUGGGGCCUGCUUUGGCCAGAUUCGCCAAACGAGGAGCAUGAGUGUGUUACGUACCCAGCUAUUUAGGUACGUAGAUGAAUUAAGAUCCCUUGAUAUUUCAGAAGUGAUAUAGAGAGGUCUUCUUUCAGUAUCUUCG